Cryptotermes secundus is the source of this 1283-nucleotide messenger RNA. RefSeq names its product cuticle protein 65-like. The record is from RefSeq and is a predicted model, not a curated record. The transcript has 2 exons. Lineage: Eukaryota; Metazoa; Arthropoda; Insecta; Blattodea; Kalotermitidae. Bases 30 to 464 code for a protein of 144 amino acids.
AGAGGGAACGCAUCUUUCAAAAUAUCAGCAUGAAGGUUUUGGUUUGUAUCGUGCUUGCUCUGGCCGUCAGUGCCUUUGCUGAGGAGAAAAAGGAAAAGCGAGGUCUUGCGAGUCUUGGCUACGGCGGGUACGGUUACGGCGCCGGUCUGGGUUAUGCAGGACUUGGUCACGGCCUUGGAUACGCCGCCGCCCCCGCUGUGGCAGCCAUAGCAGCCCCCACUUCACAUGUUUCCCAGGUUAGCUACUCCACAGCACAUGGACUGGGAUACGCUGCCGCCCCCGGUCUGGGAUAUGCUGCCGCCCCCGCUCUGGGAUACGCUGCCGCUCCCGCCAUCGCUAAGGUCGCCACCUAUGCAGCUCCUGCCAUAUCUUAUGGUCAUGGUUUAGGAUAUGCCGGAUAUGGUGGUUAUGGUUAUGCCGCACCGGCUUAUGGUCUUGGUUAUGGUGGUUAUGGCUACCAUUAAGGUCCUUUAGGCACACUUCCACCACCCCCUUUACACAUUUCACAAGUUACUACAUUUUCUUUAAAAUUUGUUCGUCAAGUGGCUUUUCGUACAAGAUGAAUUCCAUCCUCGAAAUUCAAUUCAACUUCAACGCCCGAAUUUCGAAACUUUCAAUCCUCUGGCGAACUAGACGCAAAAAAACUGUUCAGGUUCUCUCCAUGAAACCAGAGCCUUCGCAGUCAACAUAGCGUCCACGCUACUAGCUAGACGACUAGAGAAUCGGGGUUCUAUUUCUCGGGAUUACAAAUAUUAUCUUCACCAGACCGGUCCAGAGGUCCAGCCAGACUCCCAUGAAACGCGUACUGGAGGUUAAAGCAUACGGGUCGUGAAUGUGGCCACUCACGUCAACUUAGUGCCGAGGUUUUUAGAAUACGUGGAGUUCUACCUUCCCUCCACCAUGCGCCCGCACGUUGUGGUGCUUAAUCAGGUAAAGGGAUAACCGUAUCUUAUCAUUCAACGAAAGAGGAAACAGCAGAUGAGACAAGCGUUUCGAAACGUGAACUGUUUCAUAACUUCUGACGAUGUAAUACAACUUGUGAGAACGUCAAUGGCUUGCAUGCUUGCCACUUCACAGCACACAACAACUGUCUCUUCGAACCGCUUCAUUUUCAUAACUCGUUGACUUUCUUGCGCAGUAAUAACAGGGUUUCUCUUCCUUGUCUCUUACGGAACAAAGUCUUCGGCUGAAAUUUCAUGCCGGACGGAGACGUUCAGCAGAAACUACGUGCAAUACACUUUAACUUAUUUUUGUACUUUUCACAUGUAAAAUAUUUUUUCUAA